Messenger RNA from Pseudo-nitzschia multistriata, 1350 nucleotides. The record is from the annotation of a GenBank genome assembly. Lineage: Eukaryota; Bacillariophyta; Bacillariophyceae; Bacillariales; Bacillariaceae.
UUCUCAUUGGUAAUACGUUCGCGUUCCUCAUCCUUGUUUUCAAUGGUUAGUAGAUCGCAACCUUCCUUCUGUGCAACAACGAAUUACUUUUAAAAGUGCGCAAGAUAUCAAACAACUAGCCAUGGACGCAAUUGUUGCUGGAGUCGGCGCAGCCGUCAGCUUUGCCAUGCUCCACACUGUUCACGACUCGGUUCUGGCCCCGCAAGGCCUUUCAUGUCUCUGUCCCCCCCUUGGGGCGGUUGCUGUUUUGUUGUUUUGCUUACCGGGUGCUCCCGCAUCUCAGCCCAAGGCUGUCAUCGGCGGACACAUCCUGGCGGGUCUAAUUGGUUAUGCAGUUGUCGAAAAUAGUAUUCCCUACGGCGAAGCCGUCGCCGUGGCGCUAACCAUUACUGCCAUGACGUUCUUCAAGGUCGUCCAUCCUCCGGCCGGGGCGUACGCCUUCUUGUACGUCAACAAGGGGAUGGGUUGGAAGGGAAUUUUGGCACCGGGUCUUGCCGGUGCAAUCGUUCUGGUUUUUGUCCAGCAUGUCAUCAACAAAGCGAUCAAACCAAUCAUCGUGGGCAAGAAGAAGAAGGAUUGAUAYUCGAUAGGCAUUCUGACUACUUGAUUGAGUCUUUGUACUCUAGGCAUGGUCGGGUCUCGCUAGCACGCAUAGCUCUGAGCACCAAUCGCAGAUUACGAAGUUAAUGGAUGUUAAACUUUUCGAUCGUUGGAGGUUUCUUUCAWGGAUCUCGUAACUUUUCGGCGAUCCUGCUAAAAUAUACGUUUAUCUCUUUUACCUUUUCAUCUAAAGAACCAAUUCUUGCAUACUAUUUCCGUUUUUUUUUCAGCGAAGGACUAAACUUUAAGAUUCCURUUUCGCUUAUAGAUACAUUUGCUGCAGGUCUAGUGUAGAAAUUUUUGAAAACCUGAAGUGGGGCAACGUCUACGCAAGCAAAAAUGGGACAACUGKCGCGACAAUAGAGCUGGUAGUAUUUUGAAUUCUGGUUUCAUCUUACAUUCUUUUUACAUCAUUUACGUCAUCGAAUUGGCGAACAAUCUCUGGAAUAAUCUGCAAUGUUUCAGUAGGAUGAGGAUAUCAAUUUUCCAUGGGCGAAACAUAGUUAUAGUUGUCACAUAUCGUUUCAACCGCAGGUAUCGUUUUUCACUUUCUCUUCUCCCUCGAGUGAUUUUUGGCCUCAUGUCGUUUGAAAGAGCCCUCUAAACAAUCAUUUGUUUCGAUAUUUACGUCUUUCGAACUCUGGAAAAUUGCCGGUUGGACCAAUACUCAAUCCACUUUUUUCUUCACUCCCUCUGUGCGGUAUUCUUUUCGUAGAUAGAUGCCCCACGCAAUCAAUGACAUYACAUGAA